This is a messenger RNA of Sphaeramia orbicularis (orbiculate cardinalfish), 5460 nucleotides long. RefSeq names its product ASXL transcriptional regulator 1 (gene asxl1). Gene Ontology annotation, molecular function: chromatin binding; DNA binding; peroxisome proliferator activated receptor binding. Gene Ontology annotation, cellular component: PR-DUB complex. Gene Ontology annotation, biological process: positive regulation of transcription by RNA polymerase II; animal organ morphogenesis. Bases 306 to 4964 code for a protein of 1552 amino acids. The record is from RefSeq and is a predicted model, not a curated record. The transcript is spliced from 12 exons. Lineage: Eukaryota; Metazoa; Chordata; Actinopteri; Kurtiformes; Apogonidae.
UCCAAAGAGGCUUGUCCUGCUGCAGCACUACAGCUAACCCUGCACUCACUCCAUCUGAGAUACAGAGAGAUGAUGCGUGUUGAGCUAGUUUAAAUGAGGCACUGGCUACUGUAGUAUUCAUUAUCAAAGACGGGCGAACGCCACAGCAUCGUGCCGACCUAUAAAGGAGCGUGCUGUUUUGGAACGGAGCUUGCUAUACUAAGCUGGAACGUAGUUAGCCAUUUUGCUAAGCAGCAAACCGCCACCGUAUUGAGGUUGCUUUGUAAACGCAUAUCAGGGUAGCCGCAGAUACCAGCGCAGAGGAAAUGAAGGACAAACAAAAGAGAAAGAAGGAGCGGACCUGGGCUGAGGCAGCUCGCAUGGUUUUAGAGAACUUCUCUGAUGCCCCAAUGACUCCCAAACAAAUCCUCCAUGUGAUCCAGACCAAGGGCCUGAAGGAAAUGAGAAGUGGUACGGCGCCUCUGGCCUGUCUGGUCACCAUGUUACACUCCCAGGUGAGGGGAGACAGAGUCAAGAACAGUAUCUUCUUCAAGCUUCCUGGACGAAUGAGCCUGUUCACUCUGAAGAAGAAUGCCCUUCAGUGGACAAAGACAACGGCAGAGUCAGAGUUGCCAACAGUGCCCGCCAGUAGCACCCCUCCCCCCGUCUCCAGCAGCAGCCCACCCACCACUAGCUCCACUGUGGCUCCAGCCGGCCCCUCUGAAGCCACUGAACAGGAGAGCUGUGACUCUACUGAGACCGCUGCUGCUGCCAGUGGAGACAAUGAUGCCUCAGUGGAUGAGAGCUCAUCCAGUGCAUCAUGCUCCACGGAGACUCCGGCUCCUAUCAGUCAGCCUCAGACUCGCUUGAGCAGAGCAGCAGGACAACAGGGCCGCUCAGACUCACAAGGCCAGCAGGCUCAACAUACUCAACAUGCUCAGACCAGGCUGAGCCGCUCCAGACAGUCAGGAAGGCAGAGGAAGAAAGCCGUUAUGAUGCCUCGUGUGGUCCUUACACCUCUGAAAGUGAAUGGAGAGCAUGUCCCAUCAGGUCCCAUGAAGAGGAGUCGUGGAGGAGUUGAUGUUGAUUUUGAAACUCCGGGCUCUAUCCUGGUCAACACCAACAUCAGGGCCCUGAUUAACGUGCGGACCUUCUCAGCCUUCCCUGCCCACUCUCAGCAGCAGCUGCUGCAGCUUCUGCCAGAGGUUGACAGACAGAUUGGACCUGAUGGUAUGGCCAGACUGAGCAGUUCAGCUCUCAACAAUGAAUUCUUCACCCAUGCUUCCCAGAGCUGGAAAGAAAGAUUGGCUGAAGGCGAGUUUACCCACGAGAUGCAGGUACGUUUCCGGCAAGAAAUGGAGAAAGAGAAGAAGGUUGAAGCAUGGAAAGAAAAGUUUUUUGAAGAGUACCAUGGACAAAAAUCUGGCCUGACACGAGAGGAGUCCCUCAAGCUCACCAUGAGUGAAGCUAGUGAAGUUGCAGCCAGUGUGUUGGAAAGUGAUGUUGCUGUGGUGGCCACUGGAGCCCCGAAAAGACGUAGCGUGGGGCGGCGGAGGAGAGAUGGCAGGAUGAGGAGACGUACCCGAGCUGACCUACGGCGCCGGGCACGCCGGACCCUCUGUAAAGCUCCUGCCCCGGCCCAGCAGGCAACAGAACCACCUGAGGUUGGUACGGUUCUGGAGACCUCAGCCGUUUCCAUCGGCUCACCCAUGUCAGACAACGCUGUGGUUCAAGGGGAAGUCGUACUGCAGGCUGAGUGUGGUGUAGAGCUCCCAGCCGAAAGUGCCUCCAUGGAGCCAAAGCCUGCACCCACCCCAGAACCAGUUAUGUUGCCAGAACCCACUCCCACUCCUACUCCCACUCCUAGCCCAAGUCCCAGCCCGGCCUCCACCAGCGCCAAUGAAGAACCUGAAGUCAGUGCUCGGCUGCUUCCCGAAGAAGCUGCGCCUGCACUGGCUUCGACCUCUUCUCCUUCCUCAUCAUCCUCUUCUUCUUCAUCAGCUUCUUCACCCGCCUCUUCACCCUCCUCACCAUCGGAUAGACAGACAUUUGCUGCAGGUUUGGACUCUUCUUCGUCAUCUUCAGCAUCAUCCAGUGCUGCUGUCGCCGCUGAUCCCCUGGAUGACACCGCUUCUGUCGUCACCUCCAUCACCGGGGGUACAGCCACCAGUAGUCGUGAGAGCAGCCCCUCAGCCAGCCCUGCUACCACUCCUGUAUCCAGCACCCAGCUCAAGGACCAGAAGAGAAGGCCAGAUGAGACUCAGGCCUUUUGCAGCUUUCCCGAAAAGAGGCCGCGGCUUGAUGACCGUCAGUCCUUUCGUACCACAAUUGACAGUGUCCGCUCAGAGAAGCCGCAGCCGACAACCGAAGAACCCAAAGUGCCGCCAAUCAGGAUUCAACUGUCCAGGAUCAAACCUCCCUGGGUCAAAGGGCACCCCACCUACCAGAUCUGCCCCCGGAUCGUGCCCCCCGGCCAGGGCUCGCGGCGGUCGGGGACGGGGGGCGCGCGCACUCUGGCCGACAUCAAAGCCCGCGCCCAGCAAGCCCGCGCCCAGCGGGAGGCCGCUGCUGCUGUUGCAGCCUCUAGCGACGGGGCAGCGCCGGCCGGGAUCGGGCUGCGGCCUGGUACUGGGCUACACGAUAGCAACAAUGGACGACGAGCGCGAGAGCAUCCAGGACCUGUCGAGCCCGGAGGAGGAAGAAGGGGAAGUGGUGGGAUGGAGGAACAGGGAUCAUCUGCAGGCUCUGAUUCGUCUGGAACACAACUACUGCUUCUCAAUGUAGAGCCAACUCCUCAGCCAUCCCCCUCCCCGUCCUCUACCUCAGUCUCUUUAUCCUUAGAGCCCUCACAGACCCCCAGUCCUCGCCAGGAGGACGCCAUUGGAGGCACAUUGGGUGGAGAGGAAGAAGAGGAAACAGCAGCUGCAGUCAGUAUUCAGAGCUCCUCCAGUGAGACUGGAGACAAGGCGGUUGAGUCAGGCUCUCUGGAAUCUGACACUGGAUCCAGGUCUGAAGAGAAUCAACCUUUCAGGCAGAGCCAGACUCUUGAGUCUGCAAGUGUUCCUUCAGAGAAGGCAGACAAAAGUUGUGAAAGUCCUCCACUUGCACCAACCUCCAUUCCAGAUUCACUUCCCAGGUUUGGUGCUCAAGGUGUUGAUGUUAUUCAGAAGCUGGCAUCCUGUCAGACAAAAGAGCAGGAACAGGGAAAAGAAACUGGACUGGGAGGUGUGAUCCAGCAUGGGUCCCACCACAUCAACACCCAGGACACUCCAUUACACCGAUCUACAGAGCGACAGACAGGGACUGCUUCUCCCCAUCACGUGGACUCGUCUAGUGGUGAAAAAGAUGACGAGGUUGGUGUUCACAGUGACUCGACUGAAACCGCCUCUGACUGUGAAAAUGAAAGUCAGGAAGAAGAACAGCAGCAAGACCGGGACUGGUGUUCUCAAAUGAGCAGCCAGCGAAAUAGCCAACUUGUCAUUUGCAAUCCUGCUCCUCAGAACCAACAACCAGUCAUUCAGGCCCAUGUAUCAAGCCGCUAUGGUCAGACUGUCAUCCAACACUGCUUCCCCAAUGGCCUCUCCCACUCACAGCAACACAGGGAUCACCAGUCUGUCCCUGCAGCCCAGCCACAAGGGCUCAAGGAAACCAAUAUUAUGGUCAAAAUGGAGCAAGGAGACGACUGCAAAGCCUCCAGACAGAGUUCUGCUGAGGAGGAUUGUCGUGGGAGUUUAAAACCUUCCAUCACUCCCCCAAACUCUGCUGCAGGCUCUAAGAGAUCAGUCAGCUCAGCCAGACCAGUGUCAAGUGUCGAGGCCAACAACCCUCUGGUCACACAGUUACUACAAGGCAGCCUGCCACUGGAAAAGGUUCUGCCCUCACACCCUGUCAACAGAUUAGAGAUCAAUCGAUUGCCAGGGUCCCAACUAAGACCACCAGUAGCAAGGACCCCAGGGCCUCGCAGCAGAUCUGAGACCUCGCCCCAGUCUCCUGGUACAGAGCCAACUCCAGUAGCUCAGUGCUAUAAUAAGUCUCCAACAGGCCGCACAGUCUCCUGUCUAAUGGAGACCCCCUCCAUGUCACAGUAUCAGUCCCAGCAGGCUGCAGGGGCCGUCCCAGUCAUUACGUCUCUCCCACCCUCCUCAUCCUCCUCCACCUCCAAAUGUAAGCCUGACCUCAGCUGCCAGCCUUCUGUGGACUCGGUCAAAGAAUCUCCUGGUCAUCAGCCAUCCCGGGGAUCCACUCCAGACCGGGCCCUGCCAACCCACCGAACCAUUGCAAACGGCCCCUCUCCUCCCCUUGCAGACCCCUGUCCCCCAGAGGCAGUGCCUACCAUAAAGAUUAACUGGCGGCCCCCACAGUCUCUGCUACCCUACUCUAACCCACAGCAGCUAUCUCCUGUGUCCUCCGUGAAGAAUGAAUCGGGUGCUCGUCCCUCUUGCCAGGCUCUUGCCAAGUCGUCUCCUAUUGUCCCUUUGAGUGUUACCAAAAAGGAGCUUGUGAACUCUAUGGAUGGAUACCUGAGUGGAGGGGCCAUGGAGGGGCUCCUUAACAUGGAAAUGACACUAGCCAGGAUGGCGAAAAAGGAACACAGCAAAGGAGCCUACUCCACCGGCUCACCUUCAUCCACCUCCCCCUCCCCUUCAUCCUCAGCUUCGGCCCUCCCUUUCCAGCUGUAUGGGAAGUUGCCCAAACAGACCACAGCUGUGGGUGGAGUCAGCUACACCGCUAACGUGUCAGUAAUGGACAACAGUAGUUUUUCUCGGAGUGUGGCAGAUGGAGUGCUUCAGCUGCGGCCUCGCCUAACCUCAAGCCAGACGACUCUGAGUAUCCAGGCCUUUACUGACAGUACAGCUGAGGAGGUGGCACUCAAGUGCUCCUGCCGCCUCAAAGCCAUGAUCAUGUGCCAAGGCUGCGGUGCCUUUUGCCAUGAUGAUUGCAUCGGGCCCUCCAAACUCUGCGUGUCAUGUCUUGUGGUCAGAUAGUAUGUUGAAGUCCAAGUAUACUAAAGACCUGCUGUCUGUCCCAUAUCAGUUGUAGGACUGGGCGGGGGCUCCAGGAUUUACUGAAACCUGCAUUAUGGUAGAGCACACAGUAGGAGCCUGACAGGCAAAAUUGCCUUGUAUGAUAAAUUGGUCUGUAUUUUUUCUUGAUGGAGAUUUUCAGGAUUUUUUUAGCUGUACUGAUAUUAUUGUUGUUGUUAUUGUUGUUAUUAUUAUAUUAUUAUUAUUAUUAUUAUUAUUAUUAUUAUUAUUGUGGAAUUGGGGCAUGAUUGAUUGUAAAUUGUGCCUUUUUUUGUUUUGUUUUUUUUUUCUCCUCAAAAACAUUUACCUCAUCUUAUCUUGCUCCACCUGUCAUCAGUUGGUGGCCAUCAUUGUUUUGGUCUCUUGUUUGCUCAACAAACAGGGACUUCUUGUCUCCUUGCGCAAAGAAAUAUUUUUUUAACCAUUAAAAUGAGUAAAUUAAAUUGUUUCAACAGUU